AUGUCUGUCCGCUUUGCUCCACCAGGCGUGCUGGUGGCGGUGAGCUCGAACGUGUCACUGGUGUCGGGUGGGUCGGCGGCGCAUCUGGCGACACCGUCGCGGCGAUCGGUCUUUGCCAACGUCCGGAAGCAGGGUGCCGAGUAUCAUGCGGCACCGGCGGUGGCGCGGCGGCUGGCUUCGAUCACGGGCUCGCUGGCCUCGGUGGCGGCGGUGGCGCCGAGCCAGUCGGAUGGGCUGGCGGUGGAUGUGCUGGCUGUGGGGACGGCGGCUGGCGCCCCGCUUCCGGGAUCGGUGGUCGGCCCGGCGAGCGUCGCUGUUGCUCACGCUUUGCGCAUUGCCCGCGUCUCCGAGGUUCUAGAUCUGGGCGGUCUCUCACUCGGCGCUGUUCCGCGGCAGGCAGCCACACUCGACUAUCUGCGCGAGCUGGACCUCUCGACCAACGGCUUGCACGAGCUCGAUCCUGCGCUGAGCAGACUCGCGCUCCUUGUCUCGCUCAACGUUGAGGACAACGAGCUGACCGAGCUCCCUCCUUGGCUCGCCGAGCUCCCGGAGCUCACCACGCUCAUUGCGUCGCACAACAAGCUGACGGAUGUCGACGCGGUUGUUGCGGCUACCUCGCUUGAGUUGCUCUUCCUCUCGGGUAACAUGCUCGAGGACCUGCCGUACAAUAUUGACAAACUUGUCCGUCUCCGCGAGCUGGUGGUCGACAGCCAGGCCCGACCGGUCGACGACUGCACCGAGGCCGAUGGCUCGUUGUCGCCGCCGUUGUCGCGGGCCUCAUUUGUGGGCGCUGUGCGGAGCACCGACUCGAUGCGCUUGCCGGACAGCGGCGGGAGUAGCGGUGACGUGCCGCGGUUCACGCUCUCGCGCGGGCUCUCGGCCCUUCUCCGCAUCGACGACGAUGAUCUCGAGGAGGGCGAGGGCGGCGGGCGGCGGAUGGUGACUACGCUGCGCGAAGUUGCAGCGCGGGCCAAGACGUUGACUCAGUUCAAAGACGAGUCCGAGUUUGACCGCCUUGCCUGGGCUCCGACGCUCACCUUUGUCCCGCGGGCGGUGCUCGGGCUCACCUCGCUCGAGGUCCUCCUCAUCCACAACAACGGCAUCCGCAAGGUCCCCGAGGGCCUCCCGCUCCUUCCGGCACUACGGACGCUCCGCAUCGAUGGCAACCCACUGACUGCCAUCCCGCCCGCGCUCCUCCACCCGCGGUGGCACUCGCCGCUUGCCGCCACCGCCAUGCUCCAUCUCUCACACAUCGGCCUGCAGCGGCUGCCUGACGCGUUUGGCGCGCUCACUCGGCUCACGCACCUGUACCUCAACGACAACGCGCUCAAUGCGCUUCCGGCCUCGCUCCGCACCCUCGCGUCGCUCACUGUUCUCGACGUGGCCAACAACGCACUGGCGAUGUUUCCGGAGGAGAUCCUCCCGCUUGCUGCGACGCUGACGGCACUCGAUCUCUCGGGCAACCCGUUGAGCACCGGGCAUAGAGCGCAGGUCGAGCGGCGGGUGCUGCCAGCCGAGCCGCGCGACCUGCCGCCCACGCCCAAGUCGCCCGGCACGCCGGCUAGCCGGGCGUCGUGCGCGUCGUACCAGUCGUCGCGCGAUUCAGAUGACGAGCCGCCGACGCCAUCGUCGCCGUUUCUUCCGCACUCACCGUCGACGCCUGCCCGCCCGCCGCCGACCGAGGCUGUUGCCAUUGUGCCGCAGUUCCGCACAGGCCUGGUCAAGGUCCGGCUGUCGUCGUUUUCGCCUCAGGCGGCGCUCCUCACCAAGGCGCGGCGGCUACGGGCGCAGUCGGUGCUCAAAAAGGCGCAGCCGGCCAAGACCUUUUCGCUCCGCAUCGGGGAGCUCAGCGUGCUGCGAAGCCUCUCGCUCUCACAGUGCGGGCUUGACGCCGUCCCCCACGGCAUCUUCCGGCUUGUGAGUCUCGAGUACCUCGACCUCUCGCACAACGACUUUCGCGAUGUGCCACCAAUGCUGGUCUGCCUCCAGCGGCUGAUCUGCCUCGAUCUUUCAUUCUGCCCCGUGCUCCGGACGCUCCCGCAGCAGCUUGCCCAUAUCGCCUCGCUCCGGCGGCUGCGACUUGAUGGGACGCACAGCGUCGAAUCGCCGCCCAACCACAUCGUGGUCCAGGGCGGCAAAGCCGUGCUCCAGCACAUGCGGCAGCGCGAGGCACGUCGUUCCGGCGGCACGCGAGGGUUUGGGGCGAGCACAGACAUUAGAUAAAACACAAUGAUAGUGA
Messenger RNA from Thecamonas trahens ATCC 50062, 2239 nucleotides. RefSeq names its product leucine-rich repeat-containing protein. Gene Ontology annotation, molecular function: protein binding. Bases 1 to 2223 code for a protein of 740 amino acids. Lineage: Eukaryota; Apusomonadida; Apusomonadidae. The transcript is spliced from 2 exons. The record is from RefSeq and is a predicted model, not a curated record.